GCGGGACGAUGUCUGGGGAACUGCCAUUGCACAUCAACAUCGAGGAACCUCGAUGGGAUCAGAGCACGUUUGUGGGGCGAGCCAGUCACUUCUUCACCGUGACGGAUCCCAGGAAUGUCCUGUUAACGGAUGAGCAACUAGAGAACGCAAAGAGAAUAGUCCAUGAUUACAGACAAGGAGUUGUCCCUCCGGGUCUUACAGAGAACGAGCUGUGGAGAGCCAAGUACGUGUACGAGUCUGCCUUCCACCCUGACACCGGGGAGAAGAUGAUCCUGAUCGGGCGGAUGUCGGCCCAGGUGCCCAUGAACAUGACCAUCACUGGGUGCAUGAUGACCUUCUACAGGACCACACCAGCUGUCCUGUUCUGGCAGUGGAUCAACCAGUCCUUCAACGCCAUCGUCAAUUACACCAACAGAAGUGGAGAUGCCCCUCUCACUAUGAGUGAGUUGGGAACAGCUUACGUUUCUGCAACCACGGGGGCUGUGGCCACAGCACUGGGGCUGAACGCGCUGACCAAGCACGUGUCGCCACUCAUAGGACGCUUCGUGCCCUUUGCUGCCGUGGCUGCUGCCAAUUGUAUUAACAUCCCGCUGAUGCGUCAAAGGGAGCUCAAAGCUGGCAUUCCAGUCACCGAUGACAACGGGAACCGCUUGGGCGAGUCAGCGAACGCGGCACAGCAGGCCAUCUCCCAGGUGGUCGUCUCCAGGAUUCUCAUGGCGGCCCCCGGCAUGGCCAUCCCUCCGUUUAUCAUGAACACUCUGGAGAAGAAGGCCUUCCUGAAGAUUGAAACUGAAGCUGUAACUGGGACGUCUCGGCCCACGACCAGUGUCCUUCCUGGAUUGCGCGCUGUGCCAUGCGGGGUGAGCACCACUUUGAUCCACCUCAGUUUCCCAGUUCUUAGACGAGUAGGGUAUGUUGUGUUGGGAAGCUGGUGUGGCUGGACCUGCCUGGAGCAGUGGCCUAGGUCCUCACUAUGAGGGCAGGUGUGCUGUGGUGAACACGGCAGGUCCCAUGGGGUGAGCUCUUCUGAGUCUUAGCAGCAAACCUGUAACUGCAAGGGCCACUGUGAAGCUCUGGAGAGAGGCCACCGCUCACAGACCAAACCUCCCGUGUGAGGUCAGGGGCGUGUUCCUGGAUCUCACUCUGGGGGUCCCAGUGGGGAAACUGAGGGAAGCAGUAGGUGAGCACUUUCUCUUCAAGUCCAUGCUUUGAAAAAUAAGCCAAGAAAAUAAUGCUGUGGAAAAACAGUGCUAGUGAGCACCUCACUUGACAGACACUCCCAGACCAUUGCCCAUGGAUGCCCCGAACCCACGUCUGGGAACCCCUCCCCAGCACUCCUCUCCUGUUCCUGAGAGCCUUGGAGACAUGGAGCAUCGUGGUCCCCACACUGUAGUUUGUGGAACCGCUAGCCCUAGCAGUCUUACGUAAUAGCGUGCACGGUGCCACAGAGAACAGUCGCUCUGCAGUGACGAACUGUCUCUGCUCCUUGUACGGCUCCCAGAGGAAGUCCACAGACCCUGCACUGCCCCAGGAAGCAGACCGGCAAAAAUCCGAGCCCCAUCCGUCUCCUUUGUAGGUUUCUGACAACCUUAAUCACUAGAUGAACAGGAAUACCAACAGCUCCACCUAUACUCAAGCAGCAAUCUCCUGAAACAGCAGUCACCUGUCUCUGGUGUUAUUUUCCAUGAUUUUAGCUACCUGUAGUCAACUGUGGUCCAAAAACACUAAAUGGAAAAUUCCAGAUAUAAACAACUCAUGAGUUAUAAGUUGUACGCCCUUCUGGGCAGUGUCAGCCCUGGGUCCAGCAUAUCCACUCUGCUCCCACGACCCGCCCAGUAACCUCAGCAGCCAUCUUGGUCAUUAAAUCAACAGUCAUGGUACCACAGUGCUUGUGUUAAGUAACCCCUAAUUUGCUUAAUGGCCCUGAAGCACAGAGCAGUGACUCUGGCCACUGGAUCACAGUGUAUUGUUAUGUGGUUGUUCUAUUUUGUUAUUAGUUAUCACUGUCGAUCUCUUAAUGUGCCUAACUCAGAAAUCAGACUGCCCCAUGGGUGUGUCUGAACUGUCCCACAGGAGAAGCGAGCAUGUGGUGUGUGGGGUUCCAUCCCACCCAACAUUGCAGGCGCCCACUGGGGUCAGGAGGGUCCCUGUGGAUAAGAGGGACUGUGUGCACACCAGAUUGUAACUGUGGGCUCAUUUCACAUUCUUCUUUGACAAAUUUGUAUUUUGAAGAUUCAUAAAAAAGUUUUGCUGAAAUCUCUUUCUGGUGCCAAGAUUGGGAAUGAUUAAUGGUUUAAAGCUCCCAAAGGAUUCAUUUAUAGGCUAGGGCAACACUUGUCUAAGCACUACCCAUGAUAUGGUCAGCUGGAAUCCAUCAGGUUUGACAUCCUCAUGAUUUAAGAAACCUGAGAAAACGUCCAUCUGACCAUCUCUGCUUGACUUAGAAGAGGUGGUUCAGACUUCGGGGGAGAAAAAGUUUUAAAAUGAACGCAAACCAGGGACAUCGAUAUGGUUUUUCAAACAGUAGAGUAACAGCUGCUGCAUCCGAUGGUCACCCCUCUGAUGCCCUGGGUUGUUGUCUGCUCUCUGGAUCCUGGAAGUCCCUAGGUCUGCAGUAUGCGGACCCAAGCAACUUUUGAUCCCUUAACUCAUCAGUAUCGACAUGGAUGACUUUAGAAGCAGCAGGGAAUCAAAAGGCACACUUAAUAAAGCAGAUUUCUUCUCCUGCCACAUUUAAGAGAAAUCACACUUUGCAAGCAAGACAGAUUUCCAGCUGUGUGAAAAACUUGGGAAUUGCCAUCUUGUUUUGUUUGUGUGGCAUUAAAGUAACAGCUUUUGCAAGACCAGAGUGGGAAAGGUGGUUUAACCAGUACUCUUACCAGGCCACCAUCCUCAAGAGUUUUGCAGGUGACGUGGAAGUCAGUUUGGAGGUCACCUUCCGUGGCAGCAUCCUCAGCAUGUAAGCUUUUCCUGCCCCUUUGUCUCAGCCUCUCAAAUGCCCCCAACAUCCAGUUGGCAGGGCACCUUAAUAGGUUGGCUGUGGAGUCGAGGCUGAGAAUCUUAUUAGCUGCCACCACCAGCGGGUCAUUAUUCGGCCGAGUUUGGCUCCAGCCAGUGGACCCUAAGUAUCCUCUAGCCGCUGACGUGUGCCUGGCCAUGGCUGGAAGUCCAGAAGUUCUAUGGGUCUGCAUUUCUGGCCACACUGACGCUCAACAGCUAGUCCCUGGGGAGACUCGCUUCCUCCUCCCACCUGAGGUGGGAGUCACUGUGGCUACGUCCUGGUGUUUUCUCACGUGGGAGGACCUACCAAAUGACACCUGCAUCCCAGGCCACUGUGGCCACACUGUUCAAUCCUUUGCAAAAUUAGAAAGAUGAAUAAAUACUGUUCUCCCUA
Marmota monax (woodchuck) is the source of this 3394-nucleotide messenger RNA. It is a transcript of the gene Sfxn1, whose product is annotated as sideroflexin 1. The transcript is spliced from 8 exons. NCBI's taxonomy places the organism in Eukaryota, Metazoa, Chordata, Mammalia, Rodentia, Sciuridae. Gene Ontology annotation, cellular component: mitochondrial inner membrane. The record is from RefSeq and is a predicted model, not a curated record. The coding region runs from base 9 to 977 and encodes 322 amino acids. Gene Ontology annotation, molecular function: monoatomic ion transmembrane transporter activity. Gene Ontology annotation, biological process: monoatomic ion transport; serine import into mitochondrion.